AUAGCCGAACCCACCGUCAACGUCCAACACCGGCAGCCCCCUUCGUAUCAAUCUUACGUUCGUUGCUUCGAUUCUCCAACUAACUGUAAAAAAAGAAAGAUCGAACCAAUUUUUACACCGAAUCAAAGUAAGAAGACGUGAUUGAUCAUGAGUGCCACCGACAAGACAGCCGACUUUGACGUUGGGGCUGUAGCUCACGUUAAUUUUCGGGUUCGCGGGGAAAGGCUAGGUCACGGAGAAGAAGUGUUUUUGGUAGCGCAAGACGAUCCAACGAUGCAAAGGGCCAUUCCUCUCUACACUUCCGCGACUCAAUUUCCCUGGUAUCAUUCCGUGUCACCAAUUACGCUUCCUUUGCCGCUCCGGGCUCUGGAACGUGAACCUCGUAAACAAGGAAACUUUGUCUAUCGCUACGCCAUUCACCGUGCGGGUAUCUUUCAUCAUUGGGAAGAUACUACCGAUGCUCCGGAAGAUUUGCAAGCCGCCAAGUCCUUGAGAUUGAGCGCGAGCACUUCCGCUCAGAGCUUGCCCGUCACGGAAGACGAUCUUACCGUCCCCCACAACAGCCCUCAUCACGAAGUGCCCCUACAUCUGAUGCACAAUCACGAAUCGUACGUGGUGAACGACGUGCUGGGAUUAACCAACACCAAGCCGGAAAUUGAUCACAUUCGGGCCGAUACGCAGCCGACCUACACACGGGCGUCGACGUUGCACGCCCGGGGGCUCAGUCAAGACAUGUCCGCCAAGGGUAGUGCCGGUCAGCUGGUUGGGCCAUCCCCCGGACCGUCCAAGACGCGCAAAAAAGCCGUCGGAUUUGCUCCUCCUCCCCAGUCCUAUCAUCAACGCACUGCUCAGCAAGCCAAUAUGAAACAAUCCGUAAACUUGAAUUCGACGGAUGGAUUGGUUGUGGUCAGUGCCUUUCUUCCAGUUGUACUCCACCGUACCGACGAGGGAAAGUGGACGGCUGAUUGGGACUACGAAAUGCUCUUGUCCAUGCACACUCACUUGCGUGUCAUCCGUGUUGGUGUCGUCAAAUGGCGAGGCUGGCACGGCCGAUCCGGGAAAAAUGGAAGUCCCGAAAAUGGUGUUCCACGGAGUGAACGGAAGCUUGUGGAAGAGUGCUUACAGAAUUUUGACUGCGUACCGGUCUGGAUCGAGCCACUGUUGUUUGGUGAGUUCUAUAACGGCUUUUGUAAGGGUGUGCUUUGGCCUGUCGUGCACAAUGUUACGUCAGUUUACUCCAAUCGUCCGGAAGACAACGAAAUAUUCUCCGGUCAACGGGUAGUGCAAGAUAAAACGCAGUUUUCGGAAUACAGUAUGGAUGAUGUGGAACAAGGACCGGUGCACGGCGGUCGGGGACGCGAGGCCGCGUUAUGGUCGGCGUACAAUACCGUCAAUCGCCAGUUUGCUGAUGUGGUGGUUCAAUGCUUCAACGGACACGAAUUGGUUUGGAUUCAUGGCUUUCAUCUCUUGAUUCUGCCGUCCUACUUGACACGACGCAUCCCGAUGGCCAAAGUUGGUAUCUUCUUACAUACACCCUUUCCGAGUUCGGAGAUCUUCCGAACUCUAUGGUGCCGUGAAGAUCUGCUGCGCGGCAUGUUGAACGCCGACCAAGUUGGCUUCCACUUGUUUGAAUACGCUCGACAUUUUCUGACAUCUUGUCGCCGACUACUGGGUCUUAAUUAUGGGAUGAUCCCUGACGCCUCCGGUGGGCACACUCUGGCCAUUGAUACCAACGGACGUCACGUGGCGGUGACCAGUAUUCAUGCGGGCGUCGAACCGCCCGUCCUGAACCAGAUUUUGACGCAUAGCAGUACCGUCGAAAAGGCAGGAUCCAUUCGGAAUCGAUUCGAGGGUAAACACAUCUUCUGCGGUAUUGACCGACUUGAGUCUCUCAAGGGUAUCCCGUUGAAACUGCUGGGACUUGAGCGCUUUCUUCGCCGUUGCCCUGAAUGGGUUGGAAAGAUUGUGCUUGUACAAGUUGGCAUCUCGGCGUUUGAACGUGGAGAUGAUUACUCUAUUACUAAGCACGAAGUGGUGAAACUAGUGGACAAGAUUAACCAGGAAUGGCCCGGGACAAUUCAAUUUCAAGAGUGUUACGAAUCAGAAAUGAGACUUCAGCAACGAAUGGCGUUGCUUCGCGCGGCCGAUGUUGUCGUUGUAACCUCCAUUCGUGACGGCCUCAAUCUAUUGCCACUCGAGUUUACAACGGCACAUCAAGACGCCAUGACGGAAAUGGGCAGAAAGGAUGGUCGUAAGCGUGGUUUGUGCAUACUGUCCGAAUUCACUAGCUGUACACGGGUUAUGCGUGGGGCGCUGCACGUAAAUCCUUGGAAAAUUUCCGAAAUCGCUAAUGCUUUCAACACCGUCCUUAACAUGACCGAAGACGAGCGAAUACGACGCAUUCGCAUCGCCUCGGAAUUUGUCACUCGAGUAUCGACACAACGCUGGGCUCUUGCUGUAAUGCUGGAUUUGAAGGGUGUCAACAAGAACAGUCCUGUUCAAUUAGCUGGCGCCGGGCUUGGUUUGGGUUACCGUCUCCUUGGAAUGGAUUCUGGUUUCGUAUCACUUGAUUCAAACACAGUCGCGCGGGCGUAUCGUACGUCUCGUGCUCGGCUCAUCCUUGUGGACUACGGUGGAACUAUUGUGAGCAAUGACAAUUUGGACAGCUUGACUCGAUUCCAAAUGGUCCGAGAGCGUAGUGCUCGUUCGACUCCAAGCAAGGCGGUGAUCACGGCCUUGCGAGGUCUAUGCGAAGAUAAGAGAAAUACUGUUUUUGUCGUCAGCGGAAAAGAACGCCACUCCUUGACGUCAACACUCGGUGACAUUUCUAAUUUAGGGCUUGCAGCUGAACACGGUAUGUUCAUAUCGUGGCCCACUGCGAAAACGAAGACUCGACGACGUUGGGAAACCCUCGUACCAGAAACCGACCGAACAUGGAGGUCUCUUGCUAUGACAAUUAUGGAAGUUUACACAUCACGAACCCACGGAAGUUAUAUCGAAGAAACAGAGAUGAAAGUUCUGUGGCAAUACCGCGAUGCCGAUACGGAAUUCGGAUCGCUUCAAGCCAAGGAACUAGAAGAUCAUCUUUCCAAGUAUUUACGAAGCUUUCCGGUCGAUAUUUUGCAUGGUGGGGUGGAAGAAGGUGGAUAUGUCGAAGUUCGUCCAAAAGGAGUUAACAAGGGCGUUCUCGCUAUGCGUGUUAUUAAGAGAUUUCCCGAAAUGGCACAAAAAGACAAGCUUGAGUUUGCUUUGGUAUUAGGAGACGACCAUUGCGACGAACCGAUGUUGUCGGUUAUGCGCCAAAUCGGUAGACGGGUGAAAGCCGUGCGGAGAGCUCAGCAUGGCGAGCCCCCUUUACCAGAUAUGCCAGCGACGAUUCAACUUGUGGAUGUGUCGUCAUGCGACAACUAUCUCUCAUCAGAACUUGAAGUGUUUACGAGCACAGUUGGCAAAAAACCGAGCGCAGCAGCCAACUAUCUUCACGACGUCGACGAAGUGCAGGAGCUACUAGCUAGCCUCGUACGAGUUUCCACUCGUGAUCCCCGACACUUUUCCGCGCUUGAUCUUACAGCCUUCUCGAAUGGAAGCUCUGGAGUCAAGAACACGCAAAGCCCGGCGUUGGCUAAGUCCACAAGUUUGAAUGAGAUUAAUAAGCAAGAUCCAACGGUUAGCGUCAGCAUGAAUCUGGCGGCAUAUUUCGAAACAAUUGAAGACAACGAAGAAGAUCAAGAGGAUGAGUUUUUGUUCUUCUAAUAGAAGAGGAUACAUUAAUCACUAACAUACGGAUGCAUAAUAG
Phaeodactylum tricornutum CCAP 1055/1 is the source of this 3796-nucleotide messenger RNA. It is a transcript of the gene TPS1, whose product is annotated as bifunctional trehalose-6-phosphate synthase. The record is from RefSeq and is a predicted model, not a curated record. The transcript is spliced from 3 exons. Gene Ontology annotation, cellular component: cytosol. Bases 148 to 3753 code for a protein of 1201 amino acids. Gene Ontology annotation, biological process: trehalose biosynthetic process. Lineage: Eukaryota; Bacillariophyta; Bacillariophyceae; Surirellales; Neidiaceae. Gene Ontology annotation, molecular function: catalytic activity.